AUCGCAACGUCAGUCAGUCGACAUCGGAACGGCGACAUCGAGGACUGGAAGCUAACUGUCGAGCUCUAUGGUAUCUUUUAUCGACUCGUCGCUCUCUGACGUAAUUAUUUUUACCUCAGCGCCUCGGCGCGUGCAGUGGGUGUCGAAUCACAUCGGAAAGACUUUGGAUACAAACAACACAUCGCCUUUGGAAAGCGACGCCUACACAGCGGAUAUUUUGGAUAGUUAGCACAAACAGCCGUCAUUCGCUUAUUUGAAAAUGCCACCUGACACGGGAAGAGACCCCUUCCCUGCCCAGAGAGGCCAAAAGCGAACACGAAGCCGCCAGAGCACAGUAGAGCCAGGAAGGUCGCGCUCAAAUACCGCAGCCUCCAAAUUUAGUCGUCCGCCCAGAUCCCGUGGUUCCACUGCAAGCAUUCAGUCAUGUAGCACACAAUACAUGCCUGAGCAACAAGUACCUGAAGGAUACGAACCUUACAUGCGUUCUCAGUUUGGGCCGUCGCAGUCGGUUUACCAUGGCAAUCCUGAAGAAAUGCUAAUGCGAUUUGGUGACCAGCUUGCCAAUUCCAACCCUGGGACCCUACUUGAUCCUGCCCUGCAGGAAAACCACAACUCUGUUAAGCCUCGUAUGGACGUCCACUAUCAGGGCCACGAUAUCCAUGUGCAUAAUGUCGCAGCACAUGGGCUGCCUCCAGAGCUAUCCCAACAUGGCAUGACGGGAGAGAUGCAUCCAACUCAUUAUCCGAAUCUGUUUGACGGUGUAGAAAAUCAAAUUCCCGAUCAUAUCAUAGAAGAUCAUGAAGGCUCCGAGCAAGGUCCCCGCAAGAAGAGAGGAACAAGUUCGUCAAUUGCAAAUGACAACGAGCUGAGAAGACUUCUUCGACAAUAUGACGGGUAUACCCUACGCCAAAUGGCCGCAGAAGUGCAGAAGCAUGAAGGAGCGGGUGGCAAAUCAGAGAAGGUCAAGCAGGUAUUCGCUAUGAUCUGGUUGCGAGAAAACUGUCGUAAAAGCACUGGAUCAGUCCGCAGGGAUAGGGUAUAUUGCUGCUAUGCUGAUAAAUGUGGGACGGAACGUGUCUCGGUUCUCAAUCCAGCAUCCUUUGGCAAGCUAGUUCGUAUCAUAUUUCCUAACGUACAGACUCGACGUCUUGGUGUUCGAGGAGAAUCAAAGUACCAUUAUGUGGAUUUAUCGAUCAUAGAAUCUGAGCCAAAACCUGAUGUGAACGGGAAAGACGUUGUGGACCAGACUACGGCAACUACCGGCGAAAACACUCAGGAGAGUCACAGGAUGAGCACAAGCUCUACUCAGAGUCAUUUGGAGACAACAAAGACGCGACUUGCCAACGUGUCUCACUCACCACAUCCUCAGGCGCGUUCACACUCUCAUCAAAACUGUGGAUGUCAUUCAUCUUAUGCUUCUCAUCCUGGCUCUAUUUCAGAUGUUGAUUUCUCAGCCAUGUCAGCCCAGGAGAAGCUCCAUCUGAUUCUUCACUUUGAGUCUGCAGAGGAAUCCCCUGCUGGCGAUAAUGAAACCUUGCAGCUACCAAGCAUUCAUAGCUACCUGCCGCCAGGGUCUGAUUCGGAUGUUGCUGGUGCCCUCAUGGCUCUCUAUAGAUCACAUUGCAUUUCUGUGAUCGAUAGCUUCAGGUUCUGCAAAGAGAAGAAUCUUUUUCGACACAUUUCCGCAUUUCAAGGCACCCUUACCGUCCCCGUUCAUAAGCUUCUCAUUCAUCCCGAUAUGGCUCCAUGGAUUGAGGAAUGCGACUGGCUCAUGUACCAGAAGAUGGUAGCAUUCAUUGCUCCUUUGACUACGCAAGUCGUCCCAGAACCCGUCGUAAAGGCCUUCACUUCAAUUUCACGGCGUCUUGUCCCACACAUUGAGGAUACAUUUAAGUCACAGCCCGAGCACGUAUCCACUGCGCGCCUCGUCCCUGCUCGUCUCUUCUGUCACCUUGUGAAGCGGAUGUUGGAAGUGAAUCAGUCUGCGAAUUCCGCAGCGGCCUGGCUCUGCCAUAUUGAAAACCGAACAAAAAUGUGGGAGGAAUUCCAUUCAUUCUUGAAUAUAACGGACAUGAUUUGCAAAGCAAGAAUUCCACGUUGUUCGUUACAAGGAAUCGUUGAUAUCUUCAAGGAACAUGUCAAAACGUUACUGAGUCCUCUCGAUGCACCCCCACCCGAAGUUGAGCUCUAUGAUCAAGAGUUGGGAUUCCAGAAGUUUACUUACACCACUACGGAAGGCCGCGACUAUACGAAUUUCCCAGAUCGCUGGAUCGCGUUUAUUCUAGGACUUCCAAAAAUGUUCCCAGGCCAUGCUCCUCAAUGCAUAAUCGACAGGGCAGAUGCCAUGUGGACGGCUAUUCUUCACCGAUUCACCCUCGAAGGUGCUGAAAGUUUUAGUGCUUGGUGGAUGACAAAGGUUUUCUUUAUGGAAAUGAUACAAUGGCAAGCGGAAAAGGGAGGAUUUAUGCACUAUUCUCCAAAAGCAUUACGCCAGUUUUUACUAAACUCGGAAUCGGCCACGAGUCAGCCCCCGGCGAUCCUUGAGCAGACGAACGGUACAGCGGACUCUUCAAUUGCCCCAAACCCUGAGAAUGCGGUGACAGCUACGGGUGAAUCGGAGGUGGUAGUCGGACGAGGUAGCUUGAAUAAUGAUGAUAGCGCUAUCGCUUUGGAUGACGAUUCCAUGCUCCUUUCCGGAAGCAAAUACGCCGACAUGACAAUUUCAGACCCGGCUGAUGCUGAAGGUGAUGUGGUGGUUGUUUGA
This is a messenger RNA of Coccidioides immitis RS, 2764 nucleotides long. RefSeq names its product regulatory factor X, other. The transcript has 4 exons. Gene Ontology annotation, biological process: regulation of transcription by RNA polymerase II. Gene Ontology annotation, molecular function: RNA polymerase II cis-regulatory region sequence-specific DNA binding; DNA-binding transcription factor activity, RNA polymerase II-specific. Bases 260 to 2764 code for a protein of 834 amino acids. The record is from RefSeq and is a predicted model, not a curated record. Lineage: Eukaryota; Fungi; Ascomycota; Eurotiomycetes; Onygenales; Onygenaceae.